Coffea arabica (coffee) is the source of this 3189-nucleotide messenger RNA. Its product is annotated as (+)-cis,trans-nepetalactol synthase NEPS2. The record is from RefSeq and is a predicted model, not a curated record. Lineage: Eukaryota; Viridiplantae; Streptophyta; Magnoliopsida; Gentianales; Rubiaceae.
UCUUAUUCAUAUCACCCUCAUAUGCACGCAGGAUAUAUAGCUAAGAUAGGAACGUCGACGUCAUAUACCCAUCAAUUAUUGUCCAGACAAUUUUUAUUCUUCUGGUAUAUAUAUUUUAUUAAUCUAUUACCCUCCUAUAUUGCACCGACUGGACUAAAUUGUUGUGCUCUGGUCUCUUCAAAAUACUUUUAACACAUAAAUAUAUAUAUAUCUUCCUCUUAUUGCAGUUUCCUCUUCUUUAUUAAUUACUAUACGAGAUAAGUUGGGCUGAUUCAAGAAUCUAAAAAGUUGCUGGCUGGCUUUCACCUUUUGAGUUUUUGGCAACAAGGAUUUGGAAAACUGAUCUUUUCCAAAUUAAGUGAGGAAGCCACUAAUUAAGAUCAGGGAGGAGAAGGGAAGGAAUGAUGAUGGAGUUUUUUCUGCUGGGUUGCACGGCAGUGGUGGUGUUGCUUCAUGGAGUUAACUUCUUCUUCCACGCUCUCUCUUCUCACCUUGCCUUUCGUUCCCUCAGUUUCUUGGGAGUGGUUAGCUGGUAAGAAAACUUGUAAAAUACACACAUUGGAGGCAGGAGGAUGCUUCGGAAUAGAGCACUCCACAGCACCAUGAAUUCAUCAAUGAUGGAGGGAUCAUGAACCCCUGACCAGAAAACUUGUCAAAUACACGAGUUUGAUAGAUAAGUGCCUUACUUUUAAGUAGGCCAGCAAUGUAUUCUGAUCAUAUAGUUCAGUCUUUAGACUCAUCCUGGAUGUUGUUUCUUUUGCUUUUUUACUCAGAUUGAAACCAUAGCAAAAGUACUUCUAACUCUGUUAAGCGGAGGUUAAUUUGUAAAGAUUGUUCAAUCUCUCGAUAUGUUGUCCAAGUUGCGGAUAUGGUCCAAAACAAGCCCGCGUAUGAUGGAUGAAUUGGGAGGAACAAGACUCUAUUUCCUGACACAUUCUACUUGUUAUCAAAAUAAGGAAUCAGACCAUCCCUUCUACUUGCUGUAUUUCUUGGAGUGUCAGCUUUCAGUGAAUUAAAUGAAGUUAUCUUGCUUAUCCAAAAAAAAAAAAAAAAAUUUUUUUUUUUUGAGGGAUCAUGCUAGAUUUGAUUAUUUCCCCCAAAUGCAAGCUUCAUUUCAAAGGCUUCAAGUCCUCAAGCGAACACCCCUCCCUUCAUCAAUUACAAUACUUGCAUGGUGUGUUAAUUGAAUGAAAUAUGAAUGAAGUCAUGAACUUGGAUUCAGUAUUAUCAUGGGGGUUUUAACAUUUGGAAUUUGGUAUAUUAACUAGUUAACAUGGAUAGUAAGACGUCGUCCCCUGUAUUUUCUGGACUGCCUGGCGCUUCAUCUCAUUCUGUGACAACUUUGAUAUCAAAUCACUCUACAGUUCAUGACUGACAGAUUCGGCCUCUCAAAUGGGAGUUUCUCCCAGAGGAUUGUGGUUGUGAUUAUUUAGGAAUGCAACAUUAAUCUCUACGGCAUGAACAUUGAUCAGGCCCCAAGUGGUUGGCUAAUUCAAGGCCAGACUUAGCCCAAUCAGCUUACGUCCAGUUCUGCCAGCUGCUCUUGACUUAAAUUUUCCUGAACGGACCCCAAAAAAUAAUAAUAAUAAAGGAGCUGUUUUGUUUGGUUAUUAAAGUUGCAAACCAGCCGAUCCUCUUGAGAAAUGCUCUAAUCAAUUGAAAUCUCUGCAUUGGAGGCUUGAAUCUGUCAGAGAACAUAUUAGACUCUGGAUUGGAGGCUUGAAUCAAACGAUAGUCUGUUAAGUGGGUGAGAUAACACAACAUGUUAGACCACUGCUAAAUGGAUUCUGGGAUCAUCAAUUUGUUCUGUAAAUUAUAGGCCUGCAUAAAAUUCCCAAUUCUCAACACACCAACUCUCCAUCGUUGACUUGGGCUCAUUAAGUAUUACCUAGAAAACAUCAGAGAUUCCAAGUACAUAAUGCCUUCCAACAUGAGUUGGCAACUUGUUUGGACUUCCAAUUAUAGAGUAAAAUACUCUAUAGGCACAAUGGCGCACGAUUAGGCAAGGGUGGGACAUAUGGUAGUAUUAUAAAGCAGCAAUCCUUGAAGUUUUACAUGCAUUGUACAACUAUAAUUUCUCCUAAAGAAGAACUAGCUUCCUGAAAAAAAAAAUCUUUUUUUUUUCUUCUUUUCCUCGAGAGAGAUGGCGCAACAACCUUCUAGCAUCACCAAAAAGCUGGAAGCCAAAGUUGCCGUCGUAACAGGUGGUGCUAGCGGCAUCGGCGAGGCAACUGCUCGACUUUUUGCCAACCAUGGUGCCAAAGUUGUGAUCGCUGACAUCCAAGACGAAAAGGGCCGAACCGUGGCUGAAUCGAUUGGUUCAAAAAACUGCAGCUAUGUCCGUUGUGAUGUAGCUGAUGAAGAGCAAGUCCAGAGAAUGAUAGAUUCAACCAUCCAAACUUACGGCCAACUAGAUGUCAUGUUCAGCAAUGCUGGAGUAUUUAGCAAGUCAAAUCAAUUGGUGAUCGAUCUUGACUUCUCAGAACUUGAUCAACUCUUUGCUAUCAACGUACGAGGCAUGACGGCAUGUGUAAAACAUGCUGCAAAAGCGAUGGUGGAAAGGGGAGUAAAGGGCAGCAUAGUUUGCACGGCGAGUAUAGCAGCCACUACAGCUGGAGAAGUUUCGACAGAUUAUUACAUGUCGAAACAUGCAGUUCUGGGGCUGAUGAGAUGUGCUAGUAAGCAGUUGGGGCCACAUGGGAUUAGAGUCAACGCUGUUUCACCAUUUGUUGUUGCUACACCAUUAGCGUGCAACUAUUUUCAUAUGGAUGUUGAGGAAUUAGAGAAGAUUCAUCAGCCUCAGACUUCCUUGAAAGAAGCUAUACUGAAAGUUGAUCAUGUUGCUGAUGCUGCUUUAUUCCUUGCCUCCGAUGAUUCUACAUUUAUCACAGGGCAUAAUCUUGUGGUUGAUGGUGGAUGCACAGUUUAAUGAUCAGCAACAACAGGAUCUUUAAUUUUUCACUAAAUUUGUUUGCAAUGAACAGCUGAAGUAUGGGAUUGUUGGAUCUACAGCAGGAGUUGAUCAUUUCAAACUAGAAUGGAUCCAUACUUGGAACUGCUAUAUAUGUCUCACUGGCUGUCUCAUUGAUGUUGUUGUUCUAUCAAACAAACAGCUAUAAGUCUGUUUCGAUUGUCUUGACCGCUAAACCAAGACUUGAGCGGUUGCAAAAGUAAUUUUUUAAUUUCGGC